AUGAAGUAUAAGUCAGAGGCCAAGCAGCAAAGAGCCGAAUUGGAGAGGCUUCGCGAGAAAUCGGCUACCUCUAAGAAUGCUGCCAUUUCCAACACUAUGCGGGCAAAAGUUGACUUGGCCAGGAAGGAUGCCGAUGAAGGCAGGGUUCAGCUUGGGGCUAUCAGGAUGAAACUGAGAGAGGUCAAUAAGAAACUUCUUACUGCUGAGAAGAAGGUGGCCAACCUGACCAACGAUCUACAAGCCUCCAAUCGGUUUGAAGCCGCCAUUGCCUCCCUGUUUAAGGAUGUGAACAACCUUCAAGAGGAAAGGGUGGUUCCCCGGGCCAUCUUCCACAUGUUGAAAGAAGAGAAGAAGACUAAGGAAAAGGAUCUGAAAGUUGAAGUCAAGAAGUAUAAGUCAGAGGCCAGGCAGCAGAGAGCCGAAGUGGAGAGGCUUCGUGGGAGAACUGCUCUAAAGAUGGCUUAUGCUUAUUCCCGAGCUAAGUCGGCUACCUCUAAGAAUGCUGCCAUUUCUAACACUAUGCGGGCGAAAGUGGACUUGGCCAGGAAGGAUGCCGAUGAAGCCUUGGUUGAGCUUGGGGCUAUCCGAAUGGAACUGGGAGAGGUCAACAAGAAACUUCUUACUGUUGAGAAGAAGGUGGCCAACCUGACCAAAGAUCUACAAUCGUCCAAUCAGCUUGAAGCCGCCAUUGCCUCCCUGUCUAAGGAUGUGAACAACCUUCAAGAGGAAAGGGAUGUUCUCCGGGCCACUGCUCUAAAGAUGGCUUAUAUUUAUUCCCGAGCUAAGUCGGCUACCUCUAAGAAUGCUGCCAUUUCCAACACUAUGCGGGCGAGAGUGGACUUGGCCAACAAGGAUGCCAAUGAAGCCAGGGUUCAGCUUGGGCCUAUCCAGAUGGAACUAGGAGAGGUCAACAAGAAACUUCUAACUGCUGAGAAGAAGGUGGCCAAGCUGACCAAAGAUCUACAAGCCUCCAAUCAGUUUGAAGCCGCCAUUGCCUCCCAGUCUAAGGAUGUUAACAACCUCCAAGAGGAAAGGGAGGUUCUCCGGGCCGUCUUCCACAGGUUGGAAGAAGAGAAGAAGACUAAGGAGGAGGAGCUUAAAGUUAAGGUCAUGAAGUAUAAGUCAGAGGCCAAGCAGCAAAGAGCCGAAUUGGAGAGGCUUCGCGGGAAAGCGGCUACCUCUAAGAUUGCUGCCAUUUCCAAUACUAUGCGGGCGAAAGUGGACUUGGCCAGGAAGGAUGCCGAUGAAGGCAGGGUUCAGCUUGGGGCUAUCAGGAUGGAACUGGGAGAGGUCAAUAAGAAACUUCUUACUGCUGAGAAGAAGGUGGCCAAGCUGACCAAAGAUCUACAAUCCUCCAAUCAGUUUGAAGCCGCCAUUGCCUCCCUGUCUAAGGAUGUGAACAACCUUCAAGAGGAAAGGGAGGUUCUCUGGGCCGUCUUCCACAUGUUGGAAGAAGAGAAGAAGAUUAAGGAGGAGGAGCUUAAAGUUCAGGUCAAGAAGUAUAAGUCAGAGGCCAGGCAGCAGAGAGCCGAAGUGGAAAGGCUUCGCGGGAAAAUUGGUCUAAUGAUGGCUUAUGCUUAUUCCCGAGCUAAGUCGGCUACCUGUAAGAAUACUGCCAUUUCUAACACUAUGCAGGCGAAAGUGGACUUGGCCAGGAAGGAUGCCGAUGAAGCCAGGGUUCAGCUUGGGGCUAUCCUGAUGGAACUGGGAGAGGUCAACAAGAAACUUCUUACUGCUGAGAAGAAGGUGGCCAACCUGACCAAAGAUCUACAUUUUGAAGCCGCCAUUGCCUCCCUUUCUAAGGAUGUGAACAACCUUCAAGAGGAAAGGGAGGUUCUCUGGACCGUCUUCCACAGGUUGGAAGUAGAGAAGAAGACUAAGGAGGAGGAGCUUAAAGUUGAGGUCGAGAAGUAUAAGUCAGAGGCCAGGCAGCAGAGAGCCGAAGUGGAGAGGCUUGGCGGGAAAGUGAAUGCUCUAGAGAUAGCUGGUCUCGACAUUUUCUAUGACUUAUCACAUUUCAAUAUAAAUGUGAGGGGGGGCUGGGUUCAGUAUGUCGUACCCACUACAAUGGCCCCUUAA
Molecule: messenger RNA, 2079 nt
Organism: Cannabis sativa
Lineage: Eukaryota; Viridiplantae; Streptophyta; Magnoliopsida; Rosales; Cannabaceae
Exons: 7
Coding region: 1-2079 (692 amino acids)
Source: RefSeq, a predicted model, not a curated record